AAAAAACAAGAAAAAGACAAAGAUGGCUGACGAGUGAAAAAUUUUUCUCACCAAAGUGUUAGUUCAUCAAUUUUUGCAAAAUAACUCAGUGCGAUCUUAUCAAAAUGACUGAAAAUCACUGUAAUCGCAUUUGGGCAAGCAACAUUGUGGUUUUCGGCAUAUUGGUUGCGUGUUUCUAUUGGCUGCCAGUCAUAAACGCCCAGUUGCACAAAAAUCUAAAGCACUACGAAACGUUGCACGUGGACGACCUGCGACACCGGAUCACGAAACGUGGGACCACGCACAGUAGUCAUCCGUUCAACACCAUUAAGGAGGUGGAAUUUCGGGUACUGGGGCGCAAUUUUCGUCUGAUACUACACCCCCAUCGGGAAGUUCUGCACAGUAACUUCAGAGCUUAUUCAGUCGAUGGCAGCGGAACAGAAUCGAUCGUUCAUCUGGAUCGAGAUAACUUUUUUAGAGGUCGAGUGUUCGGGGAAACCAACUCGCACGUCAAUGCACACUUAGAGAACGGAAUUCUAACGGCGUCGGUCGUACUGCCAGAUGAAACGUAUCAUAUUGAACCUUCUUGGCGACACCUCGACCAACCGGAUGGUAGACAUAUGAUAGCGUACAAGUCGUCCGAUAUCAAAUUCAGCUGGGACGACGUGGAAGCCGUUGGGGUCAGCGAUAUGGGAGGCGUUGCGAGAACCUGUGGCUACGUCAAGGAAGGAUUGGAGCUUGAACACCACGAUGAGGAAAACGAAGACAAAGGCGCAAACUUGGAGCAAACCGAAUCUUCUGGAUCAGUAUGGGCCGUAACGGAACCGACGACUAGCGAGCAGCGAUCGGCAAGAAAGAAACGCCAGGCAGAUCAGUAUGAGUACACUCCUACUAAAACGCGUUGCCCGUUGCUGCUGGUGGCGGAUUAUCGAUUCUUUCAGGAAAUGGGCGGAAGCAACACCAAAACUACCAUUAAUUAUCUGAUCAGUUUGAUAGAUCGAGUUCACAAGAUCUAUAACGACACGAUAUGGCAAGAUCGAUCCGAUCAGGAAGGAUUCAAAGGGAUGGGAUUCGUUAUUAAAAAGAUAGUGGUUCAUUCGGAACCAACAAGAGUGCGAGGAGGCGAAGCACACUACAAUAUGGUCCGAGAAAAGUGGGACGUUCGCAAUCUACUGGAGGUAUUUUCUCGCGAAUACAGCCACAAAGACUUUUGUCUGGCUCAUCUAUUCACAGACCUCAAGUUUGAGGGUGGUAUUUUGGGAUUAGCGUACGUUGGUUCGCCGCGGCGAAACUCCGUCGGUGGCAUUUGUACGCCAGGUGCUUUUUUUCUAGUUCUCGAAAGCCGUAUGGUUUUAUUGGUAGUCCCUAACUUUCUAUUUCUACCUUUCCUAGAAUACUUCAAAAAUGGUUACACUCUUUAUCUGAACUCUGGUCUCAGCAGUUCGCGUAAUCACUAUGGCCAGCGUGUCAUUACACGUGAAGCAGAUCUGGUGACGGCUCACGAGUUUGGUCAUAACUGGGGUUCAGAGCAUGAUCCAGAUAUUUCGGAAUGUUCACCUAGUGCUUCACAGGGCGGUAGUUUCCUGAUGUACACUUAUUCGGUCAGCGGGUACGAUGUCAACAACAAAAAGUUUUCACCCUGCUCGCUGCGCUCGAUCCGUAAGGUUUUACAGGCCAAGUCAGGUCGAUGUUUUUCCGAACCAGAAGAGUCGUUCUGCGGGAAUCUACGUGUCGAGGGUGACGAACAAUGCGAUGCAGGUUUGCUUGGGACGGAAGAUAACGAUGCUUGCUGUGACAAGAAUUGUAAACUGCGUCGGAAUCAGGGAGCGGUUUGUAGUGAUAAAAACUCUCCUUGCUGCCAGAAUUGUCAGUACAUGAUGGCCGGAGUAAAAUGCCGCGAGGCACAGUAUGCUACAUGCGAACAGGAAGCUCGCUGUACUGGAAACCACGCCGACUGUCCGAAAAGUCCCCCCAUGGGUGAUGGAACCAUGUGCCAGGAGAGAGGCCAGUGUCGUAACGGCAAAUGUGUGCCCUACUGCGAAACGCAAGGACUGCAAAGCUGUAUGUGCGACACAAUGGCGGAUGCGUGCAAGCGGUGCUGCCGGCAAAGCAUAAACGAAACCUGCUUCCCUGUGGAACCCCCCGAUGUCCUGCCAGACGGUACUCCCUGUAUUCAGGGUUUCUGUAAUAAAGGAAUGUGCGAGAAAACGAUACAGGACGUUGUGGAACGUUUCUGGGAUAUCAUUGAGGAAAUUAACAUCAACAAAGUUUUGCGCUUCUUGCGUGACAAUAUCGUCAUGGCAGUCGUUAUGCUGACCGCCUUGUUUUGGAUUCCGGUAAGCUGCAUAAUAUCGUACUUCGAUCGGAAAAAACGAAAGGAAGACUGGAAAGAAUACGAGUGGAGCCAGAAAUUAGACUUAAUUCAUCCUAGUGAUCGUCGGCGGGUUAUUCAUAUAAGGGUCCCCCGGCAAAAAAUCACCGUAGCUCGAAUGUAAGAUCCAACCAGUUCAAAUAGGGUUAGUAACGAAAGGCUGAAACUCAAAAGGCUGAAACCCGAAAGGCUGAAACUCGAAAGGCUGAAAAGUAUGUUUCAUAACGAAAGGCUGAAUGCACAAAAGGCUGAAACCACAAAAGGCUGAAUGAACAAAAGGCUGAAACAUGAAAGGCUGAAACUUUUGUAACUUUAAUCAUAAUCGUUGAAAAAUUCGGACACAUGGAUAACAAACCUUUAUAAGGUGAAAGAGUUUAAUGUUUGAGUAUUAAUUGGUUUGUGCAAUGGAAAAUAAUUUUCGGCAACAUUUGAAUCUAUACACACUUGACUCUUGUACACGUUUCCUAGAUAAUUCAGGGCGAGACGGCCGAAGGCCGCGAGUGUGCGCCGGCGACCCGCCGUCGGAAGCGCCGGCCACUGCGGGGGGGCAGCCCCCCCGCAGAAAUCACCUCUGUAUAGGUUCGUUCGUUUUCCUAGGUCUACUGACUCGUAGGGGUGAUCCCCUAGUUUAGUCCGAACGAGCGAUAGCGAGUAAGGACAGCAUACAUCUCGGACAAUCGAGUCGGCCGUAGGCCGCGAGUGUUCUUUUAGAAAUGAACUUUGUGAAUUUCAGCCUUAUGAUUUUUCAGCUUUUCGUGAUUCAGCCUUUCGUGUUUUCAGCCUUUCGUGUUUUCAGCCUUAUGUAGUUUUCAGCCUUUCGUGAUUCAGCCUUUCGAAUUUCAGCCUUUCAUGUUUCAGCCUUUUGAGUUUCAGCCUUUCGUAGUAGACCCGUUCAAAUAUUAUCACACAAUUCCUUUCCUUUAAGAGCGCAACAAUCCCACUUAAACUAGAAAAUAAAAACAUCGGAAUUUCUUUUAAUGAAA
Messenger RNA from Wyeomyia smithii (pitcher-plant mosquito), 3333 nucleotides. RefSeq names its product ADAM 17-like protease (gene Tace). Gene Ontology annotation, biological process: membrane protein ectodomain proteolysis; Notch signaling pathway. Gene Ontology annotation, molecular function: metalloendopeptidase activity. The record is from RefSeq and is a predicted model, not a curated record. Lineage: Eukaryota; Metazoa; Arthropoda; Insecta; Diptera; Culicidae. Bases 105 to 2474 code for a protein of 789 amino acids. Gene Ontology annotation, cellular component: plasma membrane. The transcript is spliced from 6 exons.